This is a messenger RNA of Spirodela intermedia, 7461 nucleotides long. The record is from the annotation of a GenBank genome assembly. NCBI's taxonomy places the organism in Eukaryota, Viridiplantae, Streptophyta, Magnoliopsida, Alismatales, Araceae.
AUGACGAAGGAGAAGCACAUGCCUGGAGUUGUCACAGAAUAUCACUUUGUGGAUGAGAAGGACGAACCCGUCUGCUUCUCCUUGUUGCCUGUGCAGUGGAGUGAGGACGAGAUUGUCGACGUUCAAAAUGAAAAGGUAUUCCUCCAGGGUAAGACUGACGACGGUCUCCAGAAGAUCUACAAGCAAGUUGUUGCCUGGAAGGUAGAAAUUCUUGGUAAUGGCCCACAGGUCAAAGUCCUCUCCAAAGACAAGACAUGGUUGAAGAUCCAGAAACCACGAAAUGCUUAUCAGGAUACAAUAAGAAAUAUCCUGAUAACGUUAGAGUGCCUCUUCUACUUAAAGAGAAACCCAUCGUCUUCAGACAAAUCCCUUUGGGGUCAUGUACGGAAGGCGCUCAGGUUUGGGCCUAAUUUUGCCUAAAAAACUUAAGGUGAUCCCGGUUUAAGAUGAUGCUCUAAUGGCUGUCCUGAUGUGCAGCCAGUUUGAGGUCAGAGCUUGCAAGGACGAUCUCAUCAUUCAUCAAACACUUAUUCAGUCUAUUGUUGAGAGAGAUGAUACAUUAUCAAACGCAAAGGUACAUCUUCCCUGCAUUUUAAUAACAGAAAUGGUCAAGGAUAACGACAUAUAAUUUUACUACUUCUGCAUGCAGACCGUUUUUUUGCCUGUGUUACGAUAAUUACUUCAUUAGGCUGGAAAUCAGUUACCCUAGAUGAAUGAAGCUGAAGCACUUCUCUGCUUUGUAGAAACCCCAGCAAACAGAAUAGUCUCGCAAUAGCUUAAGUAUACUCGUCGUUUGUUAUCUUUUUUUUGUAGUUGUGGACCCAGCUUUUACUAUGAUUUCAUUAUUUAUUUCAUAGGUGUUACCGAAGCUUCUUCGUCACUUGUCUAAGAAGAGAUCUACAAAUCUGGUAAGUAACUUUUUAGCUCUUGACCAACUCUGCCUUGGAUACUGGAUUUCAUAUUAAAGUGUUUCUCAGUGUGUUGUCGGAAACCAACAGAAGUAUACCAGACAGUCUUCCAAUGGGGACCUCAAAGAUGACCAGAAGACUCAGAAGUUCAAUCUUGGCGGUGAUGGUGGUAGUAGCAAGGAUGGCAGUGAUGAUGAUGAUAAUUCUGCGAACGAUGAUGGAGAUGAGUUUGGCGAAGAUGUUGGAUGCCUUGAUCAUGUUUGUGCUAUUUGUGACAAUGGUGGUGAACUUUUGUGGUAUAUACACCCUCUUGUCUUGGUUUUUUUCGACUUGCAACAACUAAUCUUUUCAGUCUUUGUUCUGUGAGAAAUUUCCCAAUCGUUUAGUCUUGCUUAGAUCUAUUUAUCAUGUUCAAUGAGAUUUCAACUUUGAUAAAAAUUGAUGAUUUAUAAUAUGGAUACUGUCUCCUCCCCAGUGUUAUACAUGUAUGACUCUUUUGUUAGUCUGAAUGUUCUUGGCAGCAAUGGAUGCUAGUUGGUCAUGAAGAUGCCGACAUAUUUUAUUUUCCUUUUGAAUGCAGUUGUGAAGGAGAAUGCCGAAGAUCUUUUCAUGCAACAAAAGGUGCAGGCAUUGAUUCACACUGCAAAACUCUAGGAUAUACGAGGGCACAAGUUCAUGUAAGAGGCACUGGUUCUAUUUUAGCGCUAGGAUUUUCCCACUCGCUUAGUCAUUGAUUUUCUUUACUUUAUUGUUAACCAUGCAGGCCAUCCAGAAAUUUUUCUGCCCCAAUUGUUUGCAUAAGAGGCACCAGUGUUUUGCUUGUGGCCAAUUGGGGAAUUCUGAUAAACAAGCCGAGCCCGAGGUUUGGCCAUCUGAUAAACUUCUGUGCUCUAAUUAUUUAUAUUUUUUUGUCGUUUUUCAGUUGGAUUUUGAGAUUCCUGCCGUGGUGUUGUUCCUGUAACUUGGUUUUUUUGUUCAUAGUACCAUCGAAAAACACACUCCGGUUCAUAUUUAAGAUCCCAACGUUGGCUACUGGGCGUUCAAAUCUUUUUACGUUUACUAACUUUUGGUAGUUUGAUUACCAUCAACAAGAGGGUGAUUAGUUUUGACAGAGCAUCAUUUACAGGUUUUUCGUUGUAUAUCUGCUUCCUGCGGUCACUUCUAUCAUCCUGGCUGUGUUGCAAAGUUACUACAUCCGGAAAAUGAAGGUGAAGGAGCUGUGCUAGAAGCAAAGAUUGCUGCUGGAGAAUCUUUUCUUUGUCCUGCCCAUAAAUGUAGGGUUUGUAAACAAUUUGAAAACAAGGAAGUCAAGGAACUGCAAUUUGCCAUGUGCAGAAGGUGUCCAAAGUCCUACCAUAGAAAAUGUUUGCCCAGGUAUCUUUUUUUCUGGAUUUUCCAGUGAAGCGUUGCUUAUGUUGAUCAAUGCAGAUGCUAAUAAAUUUUUUGGCGUCGCAGGAGGAUUUCUUUUGAGGAUCCAGAUUGCGAAGAGACUGAACAGAGAGCCUGGGAUGACCUCAUCCCUAAUAGAAUUUUAAUAUACUGCCUGUAAUAUCUUCUCUUUCUUUUUCUCUUGCCCAUUGAUCAUAUUUUCUGUUUCUACCAUUGAAAAUUAUUUUUUGAAUAGGAAGCACAAAAUAGAUAAGGAGAUUGGCACACCAGUAAGGAAUCAUAUGAUAUUCCCAGGGAUCAUGGAGAGUGAAGUUGUGCCAUCAACUGAUUCAGACAAGAAAAAGGUUCUGGUGAAGAGGAAGGCUGAAGUUUCCUUCUCUGAAAAGAAACCCAGAAAGUUAAUCAGAAUGCCUUCAGAUGUUGAGGCAAAUGACUAUGUUGCUUCCAGACAACCACUCCACACUUCUAAGAAUCUGAAAACACCUGCUACGUUGAAAAAGAUCUCAAAAGAUUGCACUAAGAAUGUGUCAACUACGGAGCAGAAGGUUCCUUCGAAAGAUGACAAGGCUUGCUCUCCAGUGCUGGGAAAUGGGUCGCAGUCGUCAGAACUCGCAGCUAAUGGCAUGCUCAGCAAUAUUCCCUCUGAGGAGGAACCAGAAAGUUCGGUUACCUUAAUUGAUGAAGAAGCUAAAAAGAGGUACAUAUGUCUCACCAUCCCACCUGAAUAAUGUAUUUUUUUACAGACAUGUUUCUGCCCGCUAGUCUUUCCCUGUAACUAUUGCUUUAGCUGCCUGAAUCUCACAACUGUAAGUUUCGCUCGCAGAAUUUCGCUUUUAGUAAAGCAGUCAUCUUCAUCAUCAUUGAAAGUGAAAGAUUUAUUGCAAAAGAAGCGGUUUCCAGCUGCUUACUUAUACAGUGAGAAACAUGUUGGGAAGACAAUUACACAAGGAAAGGUGGAGGAUUCCAUUGAGGUAUACUGCUUUAGUGCAGUAAAAGUCAUACUGUGACACGAUUACUAAGAAUAGCAUUAAAUUGUCUUACUUUGCAUGUGGAUAUGCUAUGUGGUAGGCUAUUCGAGCAGCUCUACAAAAAAUCGACAAUGGCUGCAGCAUUGAGGAUGCCAAAGCUGUUUGUGGACCUGACAUUCUGAAUCAGAUACUUGUCUGGAAGGUAUUUUGCAGUUACUUCUUCAUCGAUGUGAAGGUGUUUAUAGUCUUCCUAUUAAUUUGAUUGUUACCUCAAGGUUCUUAUUCAUUUCCUUAGUAUGAGUACUUGUCACCUUGACUUAGCUCUUAGUUGAUUUGGUAUUGUGAUGAGACUUGGAAAGUAGAAACACUGAGUCACGUCACAUUGUUUUACUUUAGUCAUUCUAACAUGGAAUGAGCUGAGUUAGACCUGUGAGAUUAUUUUUUCAAAGCGUUCACUAGCUAAUACAGUCGAUAAAAGAAAAUCAGCAAAAUUGGUGGGGUUUUUUCGACCGAGUGAUGGGGACCUGAAGUACGAAGAAAUCGUCAAACUCGUAUCCUAAUGACUUACAAUUCAUCAAAUUGUUUUUCGACUCUUUAUGCACAAAGGACGGUGAUCUUAAAUUUGACUAUUAUAGAGAUAUCUAAGGGCGUGCGUUUUUUCUGCUCAUCAUUUUAAUUACUGUGUAAUGAAUGAUUAUUAAUGAAACUUCUAUUUGCGACAGAAAGAAUUAAGGUUCUACCUUGCACCUUUCCUCCAUGGGUUGCCCUUAUCAACUUGCGGUGGUCAUGUCCGAAAAGUGAGCAAAGUAGAAGAGGUAUUUGUCAUGAAUCCAACUCACUCUUUUGCCUGUUUUAGUUGAUGAUAUUGUCGGAAAACUAUUUUUUCCUGGUGAAAAUAUCAGUUUUGAUCACUAACUUUUUUAUUCCUAUUUCCAGAUUUCCAAUUUGCAGGCUGUUGAGAGGCUUCAUUGGUAUGUGCAAAAUGGUGACAUGGUAAGUAAACAUGAUUGCAAUUGACAUCUAGAUGAUUAUUUGAUGGUAGGUAGAUAUCAACAUAUCCUCCUUGGAAAUGCAGAUCUGUUUGUCAAAUGGGUUUGAUCUUGGAUCUAGUCCGGAAUACCUGUGGACGAUUGAUUACCUGGCUUGCACAACGAAAUACUUUCCAAAAUGUUUUCCCAUGUUAUUGCGUUAUAUGUUUCAUUAACUUAUAUAAAAAAAUUAAACACAGAAGUUUAUGAACCAAAAGCCUCAGCUCCGGUGGGGUAAAUACAUUACAAGGGAAAUGUAGCUUGGUUAUCUUUGAUGGGUGUCUUGCUUCGUUGAAACUUAUGUUAUAGUUCAUUUAGCAUUUGAGGAGAAUGCGAGGAGGGCAGAGAUGGGUACGAAACCAUAACUUGGGGUUUGCCUUCAGGGGAGAGAAAAAUCCCUCUCAAGCUUUGUCACCAAGUUUAGGGGGUAGACUCUAAGAUGUGAGAAAUAGACCAAGAUGCUCAUUGUAUACUAGUUCGUCUGGAAUGGGUUAUUGGGUCUCACAGUCCAUAUAUUUUGACCUAUAAAGGUUAACUAUGCAUGGAGGGCUGCAAUCUAGAAGAAACAGUAUUCAUCAGUUACUAUUUUUGUGCUUACCGGAAAUUGUGGCGUCCAAAGUCUUAUCACGAACGCCAUGCUUUUUUCUGUUGUUUGUGUGUUUCUUCCCAUCUUCGUUUGACAAAAUUCGCCAUUUAAUUGAGAUUUGUUGUCUUUGUUGAUGCCUGUCUUUUAAUAUUAUGUCUCUAAAUGUGAACUUAGUUAUGACAUUUUAUUUUGUACGAUGCGGCUGAUUUUGUUGGCUUCGCUUACCAGUCAUUUUUUUUUUUAUGGCCCCUUCCUACCGAUUUGUUCAAUUGGUGUCCAAAAUACCUCUAGUGACCCUGCCAUAUGAUCUUCUUUACAUGAAUCAAUAAACUUCGAGGUUAUGAAAUGGUACCAAAUCAUGCUUGUCCUAUUCAAAUCUCACCUCCCCCCAACUCCCUCAUCAUUAAGGCUGACUCCUGGUUUUUUUUUUUUUUUUUUUUUUGGCUUCGGUUAAUUUAUGGAAUGAGGCUAAUGAAUGAAUGGUUGAAUGAUUAAACAGAUCCUUGACUUCGGCUGUGAAGCAAAUGAUUUUAGCCUCCUCAUGAAGAAGAAGCUAGAAUCAACUGGGAAGGAGUGUUCAUUCCAGAAUUAUGAUAUUUUUCCGCCCAAGGUAUCUUUGCCAUUUUCCAUGAACAAUUAGGCUUUCUUUGGAACCUAUCGGUGAUGAAGCUAAUUUUUCUUGGCCACCUCUGUUAUAAGUUAUGUUGGAGGAAGCACACUCGUGGUCAACCUUAUGGCUCAGCGAUCAUUUACUUAUGAAUAUUAAUAAUUAUAUCAGUAUUUAUCAUUAUCUUGAACCUUGGAUUUUAUUUUUUUUCUGUGCAGAGCGAUUCUAAUUUUGAGAGCAGGGACUGGACGACGGUUGAGCCCACGGAGCUACUGCCGGCAUCUCAACUGGUACAAUGUUCUUCAUCUCUGUUGAAUCAUUUCUUCUUCGACUUACCUCUGAGAGAAUAAUUCAAAUUCUUACCCUGGGUUCAAACAGAUAAUAGGAUUGAAUCUUCCGUUUGGAGUCAAUUCCGAUCUUGCCAACAAGUUCAUUGACAAGGCUCUAACAUUCAACCCGAAGCUUCUCUUCCUUGUUGCUCCAAAGGAACCGGAGAGGUGCAAGCCUUUGCUGUAAAAAUUCUCUCUUUUCGCCUCUCCUUCUCCCAAACUUAAUUUAUCUAUCUUAAAAUCUUCCUACCAGGCUAGAUACAAAACCAGAAGCAUACGAUCUGCUUUGGGAGUAUGCACAAAAACUUUCAGGGCAGGUAUGACACGAGAGCAAAGGGAAUCCAUUUUCUUCAUGCCUAUAUAGUUCUGUAUAUUUAUGCCCAUCUCUAACCUUUGACGUGACCCUCUGUCCCCAGUCCCACCUGCCCGGAUCUGUCGAUGCAUCUGAUAAUCAGAUUGAGGAGUGGAAUAUGAGGCCGCCCUUUCUUUACCUAUGGAGUCGGCCCGAUUGGACCUCCAGGCACAGUGCCAUAGCCAUGAAACGCGGCCACACAUUAAAUGAUCCCAAGAAAGACCAUUUAGGAGCUGAGGAUGAACCAUCGGCUCUUACCUUCCAGCCGCAGGAUCACAAUCUGGAGGAUCGAGCUUCAGAAUCCAAGGAUGGCGGUGCUCUCCCCGAUGCCUGGGCCGACAGCGGCGGUCUCGAGCCUGAGGAUAAGAGGAGAGGGGAGCACAAGGGCUCCAGGCCCAGUGACAGAGAUAAACCAGGAGAAAAAACUAGGAAGAGAUCCCGCAGGACAAAGCUAUAUAAACGAAAUAAGGAACCAGAAGAGAGAAAAAGCAAUGGGCCAUCACCACAUCAAGCUGGCCCUGAAGACCAGCAGGAAUGCAAUCCUUCCCCUGACCCAAUCUCAGAGGGAGCCUCUGGCCUGGGCAACCAUCGCAGGCCUUUCGUAGACUCUGGAAGAUCACACAGAGGGCUCUGGAGUACUUCCAGUGUUCCCAGAGGAGACAUUGAGGCCAUCAGACGGAGAUAUGAGACUCCCAGCGGGAGCGGGAGCUCGAGUUAUGAACGGUUCUCUGGGCCCCUCAGGAACAGCCUAGACCCUACAGGGGAACCCCAACCCAGGGUCAACGAGGAGAGUCCAAUGCAUGGGCACCAUGAGUUCAUUGACCUCCAAAGGGGCAGCAGGAAUAAUAACAGUCCACAGGCUACAUUUGGUCAACCGGGCUCGUACCCAUCACACAGGUAUAAUGUUCCUGGCCUGCCGGGCCACGUGGUGUCUAGCGGUCUGCCACGAAGACUGGGAGAUGGCGGCAUGCGAGAGAUGCCCGGGUCUCGGCCCCCUCACCUCAAUGAGGCAAGCUAUCUGCAGGCCCACUAUAUGCCCGGCACCAUGCGGUACAGAUUGGGUGGAGAAAAUUUACAGGAGAUCUCCGAGCAUCGGCCGGCUCGACAUGCAGAGAUGGACUACUUCCAUGGCCGCUCGAUGGCCGCCGGCACGCAGGCAAUGCUCGAGCCUCGGCGGCCUCCGCACGCUGGGCCGGGCUAUUUGCCGGAUCGGUUCAUGUCCAAGGUACCCGAGUCUCGGCCCCAUUACCCACAUUUCAGAAGAUGGUACUCUGGUGGUUGGCCUGACGAGUAG